AUGGUCGCCGCAGUUCAGCAUCCCCCCAUCCAGCGACGAAGGUCCAUUGACAACAGCGCUACAACCACAGCGCCGAAAUCGUCGAAAAUGUCGUCCGGGUUCGGAGCGUUGAUCCGCCGUGCUUCUCAGCGCGGAGGAACCGUCAUGAAUGAUGCCAGUCAGCAGUCGUCACUCGACGGUAGCAACAACAGUGGCAGUGGACGGAUUGUUCGCGGAUUCGUCAAAAGAGCCAAGUCACUGCGUGGUAGCAUGGAUACCAGCAGCAAUAGCCGAAACGGUCGCAGCAGCUCCCGCGACGAAGCCGAUGAUCAGGACGAUGGUCCUUCGGGCGUGGCGAGCUUCCUGUCGCAGAUCGAGCCACCGCAAGAGUCAGCAGCAGCAGCAGUGGAAACCUCCAAGCAGCCAGAACAAGCUCCCGAAGUGGAGAAACCCAAGCAAGGAGGUCUUCGUGGGCUUCUUCGGCGAGCAGCAUCGUACAGAAGUGAACGCAGUAUUGCUGCAGCUGAGAACAAGAAGGAGCAGCAACAGCAGCAACAACAAGCACAAUCACACGAGGCGGAACAAGAAGAGUUGGAACCAGUCUUGGUACUCACUGAUGGAAAUCACGGCAAGGUAGUGUUCCAGAACCUCGAUCCGGAUGUUGCCAUGAGCAUGAGUAUGAACAAGCUUGGUGGACCUACGCCAUCAUCUUCAACCUACAUGGAUCACAACAACGCGUCCAUGCCCGACUUGUGCGGACUCAGCGUCUCCACAAGCAGCCGUUCCACAACGUCAUCCUCGGAUUCACCCGUAACGGUAUCCAAGCCUCUUCAUACGGCUUCCACCCACACUGCACGGACCAGCGCCACGUCAAGGACCAGUUUGGCAUCUGCUGCGGACAAUGACUUUUACUUGGACGGCAGCAUGGAACAGCAGCAGCAGCAAAAUAAUCAACCGCAACCACCACAAGAGAAACAACAACAAAAGCAACCAGAGCCAGAACCCAAGGGAUUCACGGGGCGUCUUCGUACGUUAUUCAAGCGCACCAAGUCGGGAAGGACCGUCACGGAGGAACGUCCCGGAGAAGGGGCUCAUGUGUACGUACCUUCUCAGGACGUUGCUGCUGCCUCGCCGCUGCACGAGAUUUCCCUUCCGGUCUUGGACGAGACAGACAACGACCCAGCUACUGCUGUAGUAGAGGAAGAACACUCCGAAGAUCCAUCGGAGGAACACACGGAAGAGCAAGAUAUUGCCGACUCGAUGCAUGAUUCUCAGCACAGAGUCAUGGAAUCGCUUCUAGGAGUUGUCCAAGACUACGAAAUGCACGAAGAUCAAAGGUCAUAUUGCUCCACCGACGACGAUGAGGGCUACGAUGACUUUGACGAUGGCGAUUACGACGAUGAUGAUGAUUACUAUGGGGGCGACGAAUCGGGGGAGGACUUUGGCAUCUACGACGAAGAACCUCCAGCAGCAGCCGAUGGACAAGAAGCACUAGAGUCCUUCAUGGCAUCGUACUGCCCCCAAGAGCCCGCGUAUGGAGACAUUCAAGUAGAGCCCCAACCCGCACGCGUGUACGAUGAACUCGAGAUCUUUUACGAGGAAAUGACCUUUGAGCACGUCGGAGGAUCCAUGUUGCUGGGGGCCGCGAGCGAACUCUUGACCGUCCCCGAAUGUGACGGCGAAGACUUUAGUGAGAGUGAAGAACAAUUCGAAGACCAAGAACACGAGGUCGCUGCGCUUUGCGCCGGAAACUUGCUGCCCGUGAUGGAGGAAGACAUGGAUGAGAGCUACAGCAGCGGGGGUUCAGAAUUUAUAUAG
Seminavis robusta is the source of this 1797-nucleotide messenger RNA. NCBI's taxonomy places the organism in Eukaryota, Bacillariophyta, Bacillariophyceae, Naviculales, Naviculaceae. The record is from the annotation of a GenBank genome assembly.